This is a messenger RNA of Harpegnathos saltator (Jerdon's jumping ant), 10423 nucleotides long. Its product is annotated as acyl-CoA Delta(11) desaturase. Gene Ontology annotation, cellular component: endoplasmic reticulum membrane. Gene Ontology annotation, biological process: unsaturated fatty acid biosynthetic process. Gene Ontology annotation, molecular function: iron ion binding; stearoyl-CoA 9-desaturase activity. The transcript has 6 exons. Lineage: Eukaryota; Metazoa; Arthropoda; Insecta; Hymenoptera; Formicidae. The record is from RefSeq and is a predicted model, not a curated record. The coding region runs from base 2744 to 3880 and encodes 378 amino acids.
AGAGAGAGAGAGAGAGCGAGAGCGAGCUAUUGGUGUUGACAAUUGAGGUGAUACGCAAUGUCCGUACGAUUUAGAAUUGCGCGGUGCGUGCAAACGGCGCAACGGUCAGAGCUAAGCGGCAAAAAGCCGUGGAUUGCGAUAUAGAAUCUGAAAUCAGAGUUCGAUUGAUUCCUUUCCGUUCGCAAUCAGCUAAAUACUGAUCUUCUAUCCGAGAUCCUCGAUUUCCAAUCCACGAGGGAGUCCUCUGAUCAUUCGCUCGACUUGUAUGUUUUUCUUUUUAAGAAAAAACGGCCGUUGAAAAAAAUGACCUUGCGUGAUUAGAGUGAUUAGUGAUUAAAGUCCGCGACUGGAGAUUUGCAGAAAAUUCAUCUCAUUGCGCGGGAAAUUGACGUCAUCCGCGAGCGUGUGGUAAGAAAUUUAUGCUCGCCUCGCGAGUGACGCGUUUCUCUCCACGGUGCUUUCUUCCUCUUCGCCGUGAACAAGAGGAGACCGCAAAACGCGACUUUCGUUGCCCCGCGAUCCAAAUUGCAGCGUCGCGGCCGGCACAACGUUCGUUAACCGUCGCCCCGUAACGUGGCAUUAACUAUUUCGUGGAUCUGCGCGGUAAAUUGUGCGGUAUCGUGCGAUUUUUGUUCUCGUCGAAUUGCGAAACGACGUUGGAUACGGGGAAUCGAGCCUCGAAAAUCGGCGCAGGGCGACGCGCAGGGGAGAUCCGUUCGGAAGAAACGCGUCUCUCCUUUUUCGCGCAUUGAACAACAUUCCGGCUUUUCGUCGUGCCGUUUCGACGCGCUGAAGAAUUCAGCCAUUAACGGAGGAAAAAACUGUGGGGAGGUUAAUGGGAACAUUCGUUUGAUAUUCUCUGAAUAUUUCUCUUCAUGUUUGCCACAGCCGACCGAAUCGGCUGAGACUCGAUAAGAGGGAGGGAAAUUAUCGAAGAGUUAUACUCCGCGUUAAAUGUAGCCUGCUCGACGCAUCACGCCAUCAUAGGUUGUUAUCAUAGAAACGGGAUAAAUUCAUUUCAGCAGCAGUUCCGUUCGCACGUAAUACAGAAAAGUUGAGUAACAAUCGGGAGUGCCGGAGGGAAUUGAGCAAUUUGUCGUUGUACCGCCGGGUAUUGUCCCAUUCGUGUGAUCGACAACCUUUAUUAUUCUCUUCUUGGAGGAACUUGAAGACUUUUCGUACCUUUGUCGUGCGGCAAUGAUACGUUUUCGCGCAUUCCAGCGCUCCUUUUUUCUCAAGCGAUCUUCUCAACUCCGAUUAGUCGUUUUCGAUGAAUCCAGGUCUCCAGGUAUCGAAUAUCCUGACGACGUUAUCUUGAUUAAAUAUCCGGCUCUUUUGGGACGUGUACCUUAACGUGCGGCCUGCAAACUUGUUCGUCACCACUGCUGCUCCCCCUGGAGUUUCUCCCUCCUCUUCUCAAAUAUUUUUUUCAUAUGUCAAAAAUUUCCGCUGUGACGUCGCGCGUUCUUUCUGACCAUGCGAAUGUCGUCGGACACUCACGACGAGGUCGAGAAACGAGGCUGAGAACCACCGAGAGUCGUGCGAAAGGAAGUUUUGCUCGAUAAAAAAUGAACCUCGCGAUAAUGAGAAGAAACGUACUUGUAUGAAUUUUUAUAAAUAAUUUCACUAGCGUAGCGUGCAUUUCAGCGAUAUUACCGCGGUAAUUACCACGGUUCGAUACGUUAAACAAUGUGGAACACACGAAGGAGGACGUAAACGAAAAACAAUCUUUUUUUCUGAAAGUAGCGUCCCGCUGCUUUAUCGUCCCGCGUCACUUUACCGCCUAGCGCCCGUCACAGUUGUGAGCUUAACGGCCGGCCUGAAUAUCUGCGACUUCCUGGACCGAGACCAAGUACAUCUCGGCAAGUGCAAUUAACAAUUUUACAAAGCCAUCGAAAAAGCAUCGCUGCGACGCUCUUCGUGCCGACACACGAUAAUGGCCCAGAAGUUUACGGACGUAAAGUAACGAGGCGCUCUCGCAGCAAAGCAGCGAGUCACUUUCCACUCGGAGAAGGCGAAGUCCUCGUCCUCGCUCGUCGAGCAGCAAAUUUCGUCUCGUGCCUCGUCGUGCUCGAAGUCUCGAUUCGCGCAGAGCUCUCGUUAUUUGCGCAACGACGAUGCGAAUUAGAAUCGAGGAAGAGACACGAAAGAGCGUAACGCAACGCGUGCGAUUUGCGUACGAUUGCAUGCGGCGGCGUCGCCGAUGUCGCUUUGGCAAUCGUCGAAAUCGGGAGCAUGAGAAUCGAAGGACGGACGGACGGACGGACAAAAGUAAUGUGCAAAACGGCCGGAGAGCGAACGAGGGCGGACGGUUUCGAAAAUCGGAAUCGCACGACAGCGGUUUACUCUCGGUUUUUGCGACGACUCAGAUUCCGCCCCCCUUGUGAGAGUACUCGCCGCUUCUUUCCAGGACGACCGGUGGGACGAGCACACGACGGGGGCUUUCGUUGAAGGCGCUUUUACACCGGGGCGGCCGCCAAGCUGAUAAGUGGGACAUACUUUCCUGCAUCUCGGUAUUUGGUAGUGAACUCGCAGUCAGGACGGAUCAUCCGCGCGGAUCACCAGGAGCGUCGUCCUCCGCGAAAACCGCUCUGCGCUCCCGUUCUCGUCACCGUUCGGCAGCAGCAAGUGCCUUCUUCGCACUCUACCACUCUAUCCCCCGGAGGCAAAUCACCCGGCCGGAGUUCUCGUCGCCCGCGCGUUUCCUCGCGCGUUUCCAACGCACCGACCAUAUUCCGGCAACAUGGCACCGAAUCUGUUCGGCACUUCCGCGACUUUGUUCCUCGAGGCCACUCAGCAGGACGUAUCGCAGAACAAACCGUCGUCGGAGAAGAGCGCGGCGCAAAAGCUGUCGCCGUUGCAGAAGGCACCGAGUGCGAACCCCAAGUAUGCAUGGAAAAUCGUCUGGCGGAACGUGAUAGCCUUCUUCUAUCUCCAUGUCGGUGCACUUUACGGGCUCUACCUUUUAAUAACGGCUGCCAAAUCGUACACGGCUGUGUGGGGUAUAUCGAUCGCCGUGUUCGCGGCUAUCGGCGUUACCGGAGGUGCUCAUAGAUUAUGGGCUCAUCGGUCGUACAAAGCCAAGUGGCCGUUGAGAGUAAUUCUCAUGAUCUUCCAGACGAUGGCUUUCCAAAAUCACAUCUACGAGUGGGUGAGGGACCACAGAGUUCACCACAAGUUCACGGACACGGACGCGGAUCCGCACAACGCGCAACGGGGCUUCUUCUUCUCGCAUAUGGGUUGGCUCAUGGUUCGUAAACAUCCGGACGUCAUCAGCAAGGGCGCCACGAUCGAUAUGAGCGAUCUCGAGAAGGACCCGGUCGUUGUUUGGCAACGCAGGUUGUACAUCAUCCUGAUGCCCACGUUGUGCUUCCUCCUCCCCACAUGGGUGCCAUGUUAUUAUUGGAACGAGAAGCCCAUGUACGCGUGGUACGUUUGCAUCAUGAGGUACACGUUGUCGCUGAACAUAACUUGGCUGGUGAACUCCGCGGCUCACAUGUACGGCAUGAAGCCGUAUGACAAUUCCAUCAGCCCCACCGACAGUCUCAGUGUCGGCAUCGGCGCCUUCGGCGAGGGCUGGCACAAUUAUCACCACGUCUUCCCAUGGGACUACAAGGCCGCCGAGUUGGGCAACUAUCGCACCAACUUCACCACCGCCUUCAUCGACAUGUUCGCUAAGAUCGGCUGGGCAUACGACCUGAAGACAGUGGCGACCAAUAUAGUGAAAAAACGCGCAGCCAGAACGGGUGACGGUACGAGAUACGAGCGAGCGGCCGAAGCGCAUCAGCACUCGCAUGCGAACGCUAUAUGGGGCUGGGGUGACGCGGACAUGCCCGCCGAGGAUAUACAGAAGGUCCAGAUCUUCAACAAGGGCGAUUAAAUCUGUUCUUUGCCGCCGUAUCUUCGUAGUCCAAGCGAGCACCACGUAGAACCGCACGUCGGACGGGCGCGCGACACGCAUGAUCGUUGAUUCACGGUGUGUUGCAGUUUGAGAAUUUAUUCUAUGAAUAUCGCGGUCGUUCCCGAUCUCGGAGGAUCACGCGAUGGUGUCAUGCUCGUGACGCUUCACGUGUGAACACAAGGCGAUGACAAGGUCGCGAUUUCCACGCGAUCGAUGGGCGACCUCGGUAGUCAUUUCGCUUCUUGAUUGAUGACACACCGUGGCUUCAGGUAACAAAAUCUUUUUCGCCCGUUUCUCAACGUCAGUUCAUUGAUGACGCAUGAUGAAGGUCGCAGCAAUUUUUCCGGUAAAUCUUGUGUAAAUUUUUCCGUAAAUCUUUUCCGUAAAUCAACGUGUGCGUAUUCUGUAGGAAAAUUUGCCUUUUCGAUAAUCCUCGAUAAUUCGGAAGGUAAACUUUCCUGUUGGAUUCCAGACGUGUUUUCAUCGGGUACUCGGAUAGUUUGAGGAAUAUUCGCGGGCACCCUGAUUCGAGUAGUCUCUAACUAAAUUAUCGAUAAACGCGACAAUCGUCGGACAUGCGAAUUCUAUGCUGGUAAGUCUCGUUGCGGACAAGAAGCUAAUAGGAGAACGGUGACUGGUCGCACAUCAAGGAGCACCACCGACUGCUCGAUGCCGUGAUUGUCGUGAAGAAGUCGAUCCGAGGAUGAUAAGGGUGGUCUGUGCAGGUAGACAAAAAACCCACGUGUCCCCUCGGCAACCGCAGCGAAGUGGUUCUCCUGCCGACACGCGAGCUGCGUCACUGUUCUCGAAUUAGCGUCCUCGUGCAAGUUUAUCUACUACUAUCCCUCUAUCUCUAUUCUCCGAAUUAUUUUAUCUACCGUGCUAGUAAGUUGUACAAUGAACGAUCCAAAGAUCAGUGGUGAAUCGUUAUAAUGACGUCAAUUAAUAUUUAUUACUAUAAUAUUACUACUAUGCGUUUGUUACCGCGUUCCUCUCUUCGAGUCGGCCGUCGGGAAAAGGAAAGGAAGGAAGUGUCGCGAGCUCGAUAGUGGGAACGGAAGAGGAAAGGAAAGAAGGAGGAAGGAAAGAUAGGAAGAAAGCUCGUUCGACGGCGAUUUCUUCCCAGACCGAUCGACUGCCGAGAUCUAUCGACCGAGGUGUCUCUUCCAAUCAAGGAUCUAUGAGAUGGAAAGCGCGUACCAUAUCCUUUAUUGUUGAUUUUUAUUAUUAUCGAGAUAACGUUUCGUCAGGAAGACUCGGCUUGGGGGGAUCGAGCGAGGUCUCGCGAGACCUCGCGAAAGACGUGAUUUGAAUCCCGCAUAUCCCGUACGCGGACCUGCCAUCGCCGGGCCGCUUUCCAGCUGCGGAGACUCGUGCGUCGCUCGACCCCGGCUCGAUUUCUCCUCGACAUCGAGGGAGAUUUUUGCGAGGGGAACGGCAAUAUGCAUAUGAAAUCGACCACGCUGCAGCGUUCGUUGCACGAAGAGAAGUGGCCCUCCCGGCUGGAGUGCUCCAUCGGGAAAAGUCGAGCCGAGGUCGAAGGUGCGCGUCUCGGCAGGUCCGCGACGUUCCUCGUGUCGCACGUGAUCGCUACGUCGAUGGAUCCGUCGACGGGGCGACACACAGUGGGGCUAGAUGACAUUCUUUGGUUGAAAAUUCUCUAGAGACCUGAAUUUCCAACCGAUCACCGACACCGAUGGAUGAGGUUGAUCCUGAAUAAAUUCCGAAGAGAUCUGUCUUGCCAAAAUUUAAAAACAAAUUUUUCUCUCGAAUAACUAACCUCAAAAGAGGAAAAAUUAUCGUUAAACGUGAGAAACUUGUGAAAUACACAUUAUUCGACACUCCUUCCUAUCUAAUAAUUCUACCUAAUCUAUCUAAUAAUAUUCAGCCGAUUGAAAUCGAUCAACAGACACCUCGAGAUUUAUCGAUCUUGAAUCAGAAACCCAUUAACCCAAAACUCAUAUGCCCAAAAUACAAAAACGUCCGUAGUAGAUCCGUUAAGCACAAACCGAGGGAUCUUAAUCCUUAAUCCUUAAUUCUUUCUUAAUGUGGACUGAAAUGAUGAGCUUGGAGAUUUUGAGUUUUCUAAAAGGUGAUUAUAUGUUCUGGGGUCUCGCAUUUAGUAUCCAUAGACUCGAACCCAUUGAGGUCGAACCCAAGACACUGUGCUUUAAACGAUAAACUUUUAAGACAAACCCUAAACCCAUGAACCCUGGAGCGAUAAUUUUUUUCAAAAUUUCGGCUAGACAGAUCUCUUUGGAAUUUAUUCAGGAUCAACAGCAUCCAUUGGUGUCGAUGAUCGGUUGGAAAUUCAGGUCUCUAGAGUAUUUUCAACCAAAAAAUGUCAUCUGGCCCCACUGUGCGACAGCCUGGGAAUAGAACGCGAGGCUUCGCGCAUAAGGUGCUCAAUGUAAAUGGACGCGGCGAGCGGUCAUGCAUCGUGUCGCGUCUUCAGGACGAUCGGCCGAUCCGGAUCGGCGUGCUGGCGUGUUGUACUGUACAAUCAAUCACGUACCUACGAAUCAAAUUCAUUCGUGGCCUUCGAAAAUGACUGUUUAGGGUGGUGAUGAUGGCGAUGUAUUAGGCUAUUUCUACCGACUUGUUUUCUCUCUCUCUCUCUCUCUCUCUCUCUCUCUCUCUCUCUCUCUCAGUCAAUUCCGCGCGACGCGCGACGUCGCUGAUUAACAAUAAUCGAGCAGCCGGCUCGGUCUGCAAGAGCCUCGGGCGAUCGCCGUGUAACAAUCGAGCGAUCGAUGCUCACUCGGUGUGAACGCUUCGUAGAGCCUCGCAAGGCUUAGCGAGCAGAAAAUCGAGAAGAUCCGCGCGCACGAGGACACAUUUGCGACCACGAGCAGCGACCACGUGGACGAGCGGAAGCGUAGUGUUGCACGUGGUGCACGUCGCGCGUAGUAAGCGUGCGCGUGACUAGCUUAAAUUCUCACGGGUCGUUUCGAUCGCGUCGUGUCUCGACUCGUUUCGGAUGCGACGAGGCGACGUCUCGUCACCCACAUUGUCGAGUAUCACCUGUGUGUCGCUGUGUGUCUACCUGUGGCAACGUGACCGUCGAGCGUCGUUUCGACUCGGAAAGUGUCGUACUUUCAACGACCGAAGGUCCCCGGACAACGAGAACGUCUUAGAAAUCUUUAGAAAAUCUUUGAAGCUGUUUUCAUAGAAGGCGAUAUUCAUAGCCCGAUCUUAACCUCUCAGGCACGAUGCGCCACUAUAGUGGCUUUCGCGGAUGUCAUCUUAUAUUACGACGCGCCACUAUAGUGACUCACUCUAGUGACUCACUCGUUCACCGUUUGAAUUAACUGAUCGUUUUCAUAUGUCUUGUUUCACACUUUUUUUGCCUUCACAACGUUUUAUAACAGUGUUAACAACAUACGGACAGAAUAUACAGUCUUUGUUUUUGACACGCCAGUGUCAGGUAUGAAUUGUUGCUUUUCGUUUAAAUAAAUAUACCAUUUGCUCUUUUGCCGAACAUGCCGAUCCGUAUCCUUAUAAUUUUUAAAAUUGAAGUACAUGUAUCAUAUCUUUAAGAAAAAUUAUAAUUUAAUCAUCAAAAACUUCAUUCCAAUGUGCUCGCGUAGAGAACAGCAUUGUCCGUCACACAUUGCAGUGCUGUAUCGUUUACGCGUAAUUCGCGUUGAACUCUGCCGUAUAGAGAAACAGCCCCGCGCAAAUUCAGCCGUGCCUAAGAGGUUAAUACCGACAAUGAGAUCUCAAGAGUCUCAAGAUCACCUUAACGUACAAUAGAUGUACAGUAACUUAAAUGUGACAUUGCGGUAGCAUUUCUCGAGUUGUCCCGAGGAUCUUCUUGCAAGAGCAAAGUAACUACGAUAUGUAGAAUGCAUUUUCGUCAAGGACCGUUCUCGCGUCAGUCCCGUCGCUUAUGACGCGUAUGCAAGCGAGAGACUAACGUUUGCCGUCCGAGCAGCAGGUAGAACGGGUGUCACGUUGUCACGACUCGCGAAUAUUACGACAUUUGUGCAAGCAGACCGCGUAAGCUUCUAAAAUACACGUGGGAAACGUCUUGAAAGAGUCUUCAAAACGUCUCUUGGAAGUUUAGCCCGCGUGACUCACAUCAGCCGACGACGCACGAGACCGUUCUCGCGUUAAGGCUCGUGUCCACUGUGUGACGCUGCGUCUCGCAGUGAUUGCACGCAAAAGUGAUUGCAAAUUACCGCAAGCGUUCAUAAUUUCGCCGAAACGUCGUCUAGUGACUUUCACAGCCGAGGGGCAGCGUUGUGCCGACUUUUGUCAGUAUCAGUAUCGUGGACAUGGUCAAAGGUUGUAAAGCGUUGUAAAGCGGAGACGAUCGAUCGGCAGGUGAGCGACUCGAGUGCGUGGGUGACGCGAUGGCAGCCGUUCGCGAUUAAUUAGCGGACGAUUCGGCGCGACGCGGCUCGAGUUCUGUCCGUUCGUCUGUCCGCCUGCCCGCCUGUCUUCCGUGAAUGACUGUUGACCUCGAGCCCGGCCGCGACGUCGAAUGGCGAUUUCGCAAGGGCGAUCGUUUGCGAAAGCGCGCUUCCCUCGGACGCUAAUUGCGCGACACACGACAGCCGGUCAAUUAGUGCCCGCCGCAUUAUCGGCAGCGACUCGCAAUAACAAACACCGGACGUGUGCCGGCGCGCAACGAAAAUUAAUGCCGUGCCCGGAAUGCCGCGCGCGGCUGGCACGAUUAUUCAACACGAAUCUCUCCGGGACGCUCCCGCGAAUUUCGUACUCGCGACGUACGGCGAGAUUCACUCCGCUCAAUCCCAUGCACGGUGUAACGCAACCUGCCCCAGGUAGGAGAGAAAGUCACGGCAACGUGGGAAUGACGUUGAAAUGGCGAGAGAGCGAUCGAUCGACCGAACGAUCGAGUCAUGAUUGAAAAGUGAAUAGAUCAACCAGAUGUAGUCGACUGGAGACGAAGAAGCCAACGCGAGAUUAGGCUAAACGAGCAGAAUAAAUGAAUAGAUAGAUAUAAAUAAAAAUGUCGAGCCUGAAGUCUCAUUUCAGCUCUCAUUAAAGCUGCGCAUUUAAAUCUGAAAUUGAAUCUCAGAUCAAAUUGGAGCCUGUUUUAAGUAAAAUGAAAGAAAUGGGAUUUACAUCUCUCGCUCGGCUUUUUCGUCUCUGGAUCGCAAAGCGAGUUUUUACGGUCAUCUUUUUCAGCCGUCUUUCCUUCGGCGUCGUCGUCGUGAUUUUGUCUGUAUUACAUGAUCGCGCGAGUAAGCGAAUGCAGUAAAUCUAGUUAGGCUAAAGGCGUAUGUAAGAAAGAUAGAAAAUUUCAUCAGCUUAGAGAAGGACGAUCGUUUAAGUUCACAAAUCGGCCCGCUGAAUUGAAGCCGGCUGAACGUCGAGACUCGACCGAGUUGUCGAGAGCGUGAAGAAACGCGGUGAAAUCGCGCGAUUAGUCCUCGUACCUUUACUCGAAAGGAAGAAAAAGCGUCGUCCGCAAGAACGCCCGCGUAUCGCUUCGCGUUAUCGUAUCGCGCGCAUUACGCUCGCGUGAUGACUCACGCUAUGACCGGACUCCUCUCUCGCGAGAGCCAGACGAUCGUUCGACAAAUUUCCGCUGAAGCGCUAUGUAUAGACAGAGGCCCCGGAACCUCGGGGCUUUCAUGUUCCCGAGAAGUCCCCUCGGCGAUUUAGGAGUUAGCUUCCGCUCGGCGGGAACGUCCAAAGUAACGUCGAUGAUUUCCGAAACACAAAUACGACCGAAGCCUCAUUGGACACUGGUCGAAAUUGAGAAAUUUCGCUUGAUCAAAAUAAUCAAAGUCAGCACCGAGUCACUAUAUCGUGACUGCACUGACUGAUUUAUUUCUUUCUAAUUAUGAUCGCUUCGAUCGGUUACCUUCGACUGAUCAAAACUGCCUCAUAAAUCUUUCAUAAUUACGAGACAUAAUGCGAAGGACUUUGAUUAUAUCAAUCUGCCGGUUAUAUUUGACUCAGUCAGCCGGGCUUUUAAUCGACCGACAGGCAGCGUUGUUGCAGAAAUAAGUAAAGUGUUGAAAAUUCGAGAGAGAAAAUUCAUGACUUGGAGGAUGUUUCAAGGUUAGGCGUACUUUCCGACGAGGGGAAUUGUCUCGAAGUCGCCGACGGGACGGAAUCGGUGGAAUAUGAAGGUCUCGAGAUCCGGGACACUUCCGUGUCCCGAUUGAUAGCUCGUUAAGCGCGCGCGAGGUCACCACGCCGAUCAGAAAGCCGAUUCUCUUUGUCCGUUUCCGCCUAGCCCGAUAGGCAAGUAUGCCGAGAUCACAGUUGUGUACCAAUUUUCUCAUAGGAGAGCACCUCCCCGGCACCUCCGUGGUGCGUACGACAUUUAGAAGCGAUAGAGAAACAUCGUACGAAGUCGUAGUGUCUCGUGUAAGUUUUACUAAGAGGGAGCGUAGUGUUUUAGUAGGGGGAGGUUAACAUGUGCGAUUAUUAAUCGCGAGGCAUCUCGCGCUGCCUCCGCUGUGUGUUUUGUAUUUGCAUUCUCGUUCCUUCCGAACGUAGAUUUUGCUAAGACAAUAUUAUCAACACAUUUACACUGUA